AUGGCGUCAUAUGCUAAAUUUUUUAAAGAAAUUUUGUCAAACAAAAGAAAACUUGACGACAAUGAGACAAUUGCUUUAACUGAGAAAUAUAGUGCCAUAAUUCAAAAUAAAUUGCCUUCCAAACUUAAAGACCCUGGAAGUUUUUCUAUUCCUUGUGUUAUUGGUGAUAUGAGUUUUGAACGUGCUUUGUGUGAUCUUGGGGCUAGUCUAGCUGGUCGAUCUAUCAAGUAUCCAGUGGGAGUAUUAGUGGAUGUUCCUAUCAAAGUAGGACAAUUGUUUAUACCGAUUGAUUUUAUAGUGUUGGAAAUGGAAGAGGACUUUCAAGUCCCAAUUCUUCUUUGGAGACCUUUUCUAGCCACAAUAGGAGUUUUUAUUGAUGUGAAACAUGGGAAGUUUGUUUUCAAUGUGGGUGAUAAAAAGAUUGAAUUUAAUUUGUCUAAUCUUAUGAAAAGUCUUUCUCUUGAAGAUUCUUGUUGCAGGGUCGAUUUAAUUGAUCAUUGUGUUAAGGAAUGUCCUUUAGGACUACUCUCACAAGAUGGGCUAGAAGCAUGCUUGAUUGGAAGCACAAUUCAUGAAGACUUGGAAAAGGAACCUAAUACAUAUGCUAACUUGUUGGAUGAAAAUCCUCCUCUUCCAAACUAA
Molecule: messenger RNA, 642 nt
Organism: Cicer arietinum (chickpea)
Lineage: Eukaryota; Viridiplantae; Streptophyta; Magnoliopsida; Fabales; Fabaceae
Source: RefSeq, a predicted model, not a curated record